Messenger RNA from Dioscorea cayenensis subsp. rotundata (Guinea yam), 1503 nucleotides. RefSeq names its product subtilisin-like protease. NCBI's taxonomy places the organism in Eukaryota, Viridiplantae, Streptophyta, Magnoliopsida, Dioscoreales, Dioscoreaceae. The record is from RefSeq and is a predicted model, not a curated record. Gene Ontology annotation, biological process: proteolysis. Gene Ontology annotation, molecular function: serine-type endopeptidase activity. The transcript has a single exon. The coding region runs from base 1 to 1503 and encodes 500 amino acids.
AUGAGUGCAGAGAUAUUGUAUGCAACUAUAGAAGAAGCCAUAAAAAAUGGUGUGGAUAUUCUCUCCCUUUCCUUGGGACAACAAUCUCUUCCUUUCUAUGAUGAUGACAUGAUGAUUGCAACGCUCUCUGCUAUUAGAGCGAAAAUAUUUGUUUGUAUGGCUGCAGGAAACUCAGGCCCUUAUCGUAAAAGUGUUGAGAAUGGUGCUCCAUGGAUCCUUACUGUUGGAGCUAGCACCCAUGAUAGGAGGGUUAGCGCCACUGUCAAACUAGGAAAUGGUGUGGAAGUUGAAGGAGAAUCUGGAUACCAGCCAAGCACUUUCAAUGCUACAGGUAACAUCAUCUUCCCUGGCUUUAGAGGUCAGAAUGGCACACUAGGAUGCAUGAAAAACUCCUUCAAUAACACUAAUGUAAAGGGAAAGAUCGUUUUGUGCACAAUUGAAGAAGGCAAGUACAGAGACAUGAGCGUCAAUGUGAAAGCUGCCGGAGGGGUGGGGAUGAUAGUGUUGGAUACAUUUGUGCAAGGAGCUACUACUUUAUCUUAUGAUUAUGUACUCCCAACAGCUCAUGUCAACUAUACUGCGGCUCGCAAAAUUGUGAAUUAUUUCAAAAUCUCAAACUCAACUGCUACUGCAACAAUUGCAUUUAAUGGUACAAAGUUUGGAGCACGACCAUCUCCCACCAUCGGUUACUUCUCUUCAAGAGGUCCACAUCCUUAUAAUGGUGGUAUAAUAAAGCCUGAUAUCCUUGGACCUGGGGUGAAUAUCCUUUCCGCAUGGCCAAUUAGACCUGGACCAAAUCCCAAUGGUCCUCCAGGCUCAUAUUUUAAUUUCGACAGUGGUACAUCAAUGGCCACACCUCAUCUUGCGGGGAUUGCUGCACUACUCAAGAACACUCACAAGAAUUGGUCGACAGCAGCAAUUAGGUCAGCAAUCAUGACAACUGCUAACAGGUUUGAUCUUGAUGGAAACCCAAUUCUUGAUGACUAUAAUGAACAUAUUAAUCGUGCAAAUGCAACUGACAUGGGUUCAGGACAAGUGAAUCCUGUUGCAGUCACUGACCCUGGACUUAUUUAUGAUAUAAAUCCAGAGCAAUACAUUCAAUACCUUUGUGGUCUAGGAUAUAAUGACACACAAGCUUCAACUGUCAACGGCAGUUCAGUUCAAUGUUCGGUUGUUGGCAGCAUUGCUCCUGAGAAUCUUAACUAUCCUUCCAUAUCAAUAUCUCUAGAUCCCUCGAAAACAAAGUCUGUCAAACGCACACUAACAAAUGUCGGGGAUGCUAAUGAGGUUUACAACAUAGAUGUUGAAGAACCAAAAGGAAUCAAUGUGGUUGUCUCUCCAUCUUCUAUUCAAUUUUCGCAAAUUGGCCAAGAGAAGAACAUCACUCUUGAAUUUAGUAGUAAGGGAAUGCCUUUAAACAAAGGUAACAUCUUGGAUGGGCAACUUAAAUUGGACUCUGGCAAGCACUUCGUAAGGAGCCCCAUCUCCGUGACCAUCCUUUGA